This is a messenger RNA of Selaginella moellendorffii, 663 nucleotides long. Its product is annotated as pentatricopeptide repeat-containing protein At2g35030, mitochondrial-like. Gene Ontology annotation, molecular function: RNA binding; protein binding. Gene Ontology annotation, biological process: RNA modification. The coding region runs from base 1 to 663 and encodes 220 amino acids. The record is from RefSeq and is a predicted model, not a curated record. The transcript has a single exon. Lineage: Eukaryota; Viridiplantae; Streptophyta; Lycopodiopsida; Selaginellales; Selaginellaceae.
AUGGUUACUGGGUAUGCAAGAAAAGGCCCUGUUAACGACGCGCUAAAUGUGUUUAUGAGAAUCCCCGAAACCAACGAACUAGGAUGGACUGUUCUUGUCACUACAUAUGCCCAGCUUGGGCAUAUUGAAAAAGCCAAGGAGCUUUUUAGUAAAAUGCCACACCGCGACUUAAUCUCGUGGAACGCAAUGCUAGCGGCAACGGCCAGCCUGCAAGAAGCAAGGUCUCUGUUUGAUGCCAUGCCACAGAGGAACGUUGCAUCGUGGUCGACAAUGAUCACCGCACUGGCGGAGAGAAACCAGCUCGAAGAAGCUCGCAUUCUCUUCGAUCGAGUUCCCUAUCACGACGACGUGGUGUGGAUUGCCAUGAUCUUGGCCUACUCCAACCACGGCCACCUCGAAGAAGCCAUGAAGAUGUUUGCACGGAUGCCACAGCGCGAUCUCGUCGCUUGGACGGCAACGGUGGCGGCAAUUGCUUUGCACGGGAGUUUGAUCGAUGCCAGAGCCUUGUUCGACCAAAUGCCACAGCACGAUCGCGUCGCGUGGAACACGAUGCUGGGAGCUUUACAUCCAGAGCAAUUGCCUCGUCCAAGCGCGGGAGCUCUUCGUGGCCAUGCCGGUGAGAGACACAUCGAGCUGGAACACGAUCCUUGCCGCGAGCGCUGA